Molecule: messenger RNA, 2006 nt
Organism: Cynara cardunculus var. scolymus (artichoke)
Lineage: Eukaryota; Viridiplantae; Streptophyta; Magnoliopsida; Asterales; Asteraceae
Product: tRNA (guanine(37)-N1)-methyltransferase 1
Exons: 9
Coding region: 69-1835 (588 amino acids)
Biological process (GO): tRNA N1-guanine methylation
Cellular component (GO): cytoplasm
Source: RefSeq, a predicted model, not a curated record
GAACCCCAACCCACAAAACCCUUCAAACCCUGCAAUUGAAUCUUCCCGGCAAAAUCCAAUUCCAUUCGAUGUUCACCAAAUUCUUUCUUCGAUCGUCUUCUUGUCUUCCCAUUACUCUAUCUCCUCCGCUUACACCCUUCUUCUCCAACCCCUGUACCCCCACCUCCAUCCGCCCCAUCGCCGUCGUCUCCGCCUCCGCUUCACUUUCCGUUACCCUUGACGAAACCUUCCCUUACGAGCCUUCACUGUCCAAAGGCUACCAACCAUCAAUCCAAUCCAAAACACUACAGCAAGAUAACGAGGAUUUAUUUGAUGAAAACUGCUUCACUCGUGUUUUCGACAUUUCUGCUCUACGGGUCUCCGCCGAUCGCUGCUACGCUCUAGAAAGUCAAAUCCGUGGACAUCUAUUGAACUGGCCUCGGAUUCGGAACAUAGCUAGGGUUCCUGGAGACGAAAUUGAUGGCCAAUUACAGAAGUAUUUCAACUCGAGUGAUGAUGAACCCUUGGAGUCUUUGAAUCGGCGAAUUUAUGGAAAGGCUGAGGGAGAUGGGGAGCCACUGAGUCCGGUUUUAUACAGAGAUAAGCUUGCAAAAACCUUCAAUGCCAGAGGUUAUGAAAAAUUCAGGAACUUGGCCAAGUUGUCGAGGCCAAAGAGGAAGACAAAAAAGGAGCCAAGUGAAAUUAGAGAGAAUAAAAGGAACGAGUGUUAUCAAGUAGAGGAGGUUGUUGAUGAUCGUCGGAGUGCCGAGGAGAAAUGGGAGGAUUUGAGUGGAUUAAUUGGAGAGGCUGAGUAUAGGUUAGGGAAAUGGAAAGGAUCAACAAGAUUGUUGCUUUUGGAUCAUCGACAUGCAGAUAAAUCAAUGGAUGAAUUGCCUGAGGCGAUUAAGGCAUGCUUAACGGGAUCACCAUUUGAACUUGUGAGAUGCAAGCUGACUUUGUUUUACAAUUACUGGCAGAUGAAUGAGAUCUUAGAGGCUUUGCUUCCAAAGGGUAUGAUAGUUCCUUCAUCCUUUGAGACUGUUGGGCAUAUCAUCCACCUAAACUUGAGGGAUGAACAUCUUCCAUAUAAGAAUCUUAUAGCGAAGGUUGUUUUGGACAAAAAUAGACCGAAGAUACAAACAGUUGUCAAUAAGAUUGAUUCCAUUGAUAAUGAAUUUAGAACCAUGCAGCUUGAAGUUUUGGCUGGAAAUCAUUCUCUUGUGACAAGAAUAGUAGAGAAUGGAGUUCAUUUUCAUGUUGAUUUGGCAGCAGUGUACUGGAGCUCGAAGCUUGCAACGGAGAGGCAAAGGCUUGUAAAUUGCUUUACACGGGCUGAUGUAGUUUGUGACGUGUUUGCUGGGGUUGGUCCUUUAGCCAUAUCUGCAGCAAAAAAGGUUAAAUAUGUGUAUGCAAAUGAUCUAAAUCCUCAUGCAAUCGACUAUCUGGAAAGAAAUUGCGUGCUCAACAAACUUGAAAGGAAGAUUGAGGUUUUUAACAUGGAUGGGAGGAGAUUCAUUGAUGCUAUCUUUAAGAGUCAAAGUUCCCGACCCAUCACACAAGUAGUCAUGAAUCUGCCUAAGGAUGCAGCUGAGUAUCUUGAUGCAUUUAAGGGAAUAUUUAGAGAUGCCGACAGAAACGAAGAGUUAACAUUGCCAACGAUUCAUGUCUAUGGAUUCUCAAAAGCUGAAGAUCCAGAGUUCGAUUUUCAUGAGCGGAUAAGAAUUGCGUUGUCGGAGGUGGCUUUUGAAGUAAAAAUGCAUAAAGUGCGACUUGUCGCCCCGGGAAAAUGGAUGUUGUGUGCAUCAUUCGUUCUUCCCGAGAGAGUCGCAUUUGCAGAUCCGAUAUCGGAGCUGUAAGUCGAUUCUACCGAUGAAGAUUGUAGAUUAGAAAUUGUGGGUAGUGAGUAAGUAAAGGUUGGUAGCAAAUGGUUUUGAAGGACUUGUUUUGAUUACUUCUCUUUUUGUCUUCAUCCAUAAUAUGAUCUUGCAAUAUCUUUUAAUCAUAUCAAUUUGUUUGUGAAAUUAAAA